Panonychus citri (citrus red mite) is the source of this 1908-nucleotide messenger RNA. RefSeq names its product opioid-binding protein/cell adhesion molecule homolog. The record is from RefSeq and is a predicted model, not a curated record. The coding region runs from base 54 to 1628 and encodes 524 amino acids. The transcript is spliced from 8 exons. Gene Ontology annotation, cellular component: neuron projection. NCBI's taxonomy places the organism in Eukaryota, Metazoa, Arthropoda, Arachnida, Trombidiformes, Tetranychidae.
GCAUUGAUAGUUGGUAGUUGAUCAACAUUGAAACAGGUUGAUGACGAGUGAAAAUGUUGAUCAUGUUGAUAGUUAGUCGAUUAAAAAUGUUCAACUAUUGGUUAGAAUUGACUGAUUAUUGGUUAAUAUUAAUCUUUUUCCACCUUAUCUCAACUUCAUCAUCACAUCAUCAUUAUCUCCAUAAUCAUCAUAGCUUAUCAUCCUCAUCAUCUUCAUCAUCAUCGCCAAAACAUUCACUCUUAUCCUUACCAUCAACAUACAAUGUGACUUCAUUGCCAAUCAUUUCAUCAAGUGAAUCCUCAUCACCAGCAACUUAUCAACAUCAUCGUCGUCACCUUACAAGGUCAAUAUCGUCACCAUCUUCAUCCUCAUCAAAUUACAAAUCAUCAAGUGUACAAAAUGUGAAUAGUAAUGACAAUCCAAUUGAUUCACAAUCUAAUUAUUUUUCAACUGAAUCUUCAGUAACCAAUUCAGAUGAAAGUGACCCAGGAGAUAAUUACAUUGGUGAUGUACCAGAAUUUGUUGAUUCCAUUUCAAAUAUAACAGUUUCAACCGGAAGAGAUGCCAGACUAACUUGUAUCGUUCGAAAUUUGGGAAUUUUCAAGGUUGCCUGGAUGAGGAUCGAAGAUCAAACUAUCCUGACGAUACAUGAUCAUAUAAUUACUCGAAACUAUCGAAUCGGUUUAACUCAUAGUGAACUGCGAGUUUGGAAUUUAAUUAUCAACGAUGCCCAAGAAGAGGAUAGAGGAGGUUACAUGUGCCAAAUAAACACGGUUCCAAUGCUUUAUCAGAUUGGAUUUCUCGAUGUUGUCGUGCCUCCUCGUAUAAUAACAUCGGAAACGAGUGUCGAUGUGAUGAGACGUGAGAACUCAAAUGCUACGUUAACAUGUCGAGCUCGAGGUUAUCCCCUUCCAAGGAUAACAUGGCGACGAGAAGAUGGUAAACCAAUUGAAUUUGGAAAUUGGCAGGAAAAGAAAGAUCAAGGAAUCCAACCACCUGAGGAGUAUGAAGGUGAACAAUUAACUAUUAACAAAGUAAGUCGUCUUCACAUGAGUGCAUAUCUCUGCAUAGCCACUAAUGGAGUCCAACCAUCAGUCUCCCAUCGAAUCAUAUUGAAUGUUCAUUUUCCGCCAAUGAUCUGGGUACCAAAUCAGUUGAUUGCUGCCUCAGUGGGAAGUGAAGCAAUAUUAAUGUGUAACACUGAAGCUUCACCUAAAUCAAUCAACUAUUGGACAAAAGAUGAUGAGGAUGCCUUAAUUAGUAACGAUAAAUAUGAGAUUACGACUAAUGAGAGAUUAUAUAAAGCUCAAAUGAUUCUGAAAAUUCGAGAUGUAUCAGCGCAGGAUUUUGGUACAUUCAAAUGUUAUGCUAGAAAUUCACUUGGUUCUACCGAAGGUUCAAUUAAAUUAUACGGGAUUCAUGUUCCUGGAGGUAAAGGGGCGCGUCGUGAUCCAACCAAUGCUAGAAGCCGAAGUCACUUAAAUGAUGGAUCCAAUGGUGCCAACGAUGUCAACUCAAGUUUCGAUAAUCAUUAUAGACAAAGUAAAAUAAUUCCAAUUAUAAUCAUGACCACAAUCAUCAAUAUCUUCCUUGUAAAUACAGAUUAUCUCAUUUAUGUAUUACUAUAAAUAGCCUUUUGGAAUAAUAAGUAUUAACAAGUAUUUUUCCGUUGGAUUAAUUAAUCAAAAUCAAAGGUUAACAACAAACAAUAAUCAAGUUUAUUACUGAGUAAUUUAACGAACUAUGUAUCAAUAUAUAAAUCAGUACCAACUUAGGGUUAAAUACAAUUAAGAUUAAAACAAAAAAGUUACAUCUGUGUAAAUAAAAACCUCCAUGUAAAUGCUAUUAUUAAUAUAUUAUUAUAUAUGAAAUAAAUGAAGACUUUUUGUCAUAUAACUGUUUAUAUUA